Molecule: messenger RNA, 1121 nt
Organism: Talpa occidentalis (Iberian mole)
Lineage: Eukaryota; Metazoa; Chordata; Mammalia; Eulipotyphla; Talpidae
Gene: UPK1A
Product: uroplakin 1A
Exons: 8
Coding region: 168-941 (257 amino acids)
Cellular component (GO): membrane
Source: RefSeq, a predicted model, not a curated record
CGUGGGCAUGAAGCUACUCCCCUGCUCUGGUCCACAGCUAGUCCUGUCGUCCCCUCCUCUGGACACCUGCCCCUACUUGGAGCCUGGCCCAGGAGGGGCUUGGCAUAUAUAGGGAGCCUCUGUAGGAAGGGCUGGCCCCAGAGGUUUCUGGCAACGAAGGCAGCACCAUGGCUUCCGCAGCAGCAGAGGCAAAGAAGGGGUCUCCCGCUGUGGUGGGGCUGCUGGUCGUGGGCAACAUCAUCAUUCUGCUGUCAGGCCUGGCCCUGUUCGCCGAGACGGUGUGGGUGACAGCCGACCAGUACCGCGUGUACCCACUGCUGGGCGUCUCGGGCAAGGACGACGUCUUCGCUGGUGCCUGGAUCGCCAUCUUCUGUGGCUUCUCCUUCUUCGUGGUGGCCAGUUUUGGUGUGGGCGCCGCGCUCUGCCGCCGCCGAUCCAUGAUCCUCACGUACCUGGUCCUCAUGCUCAUCGUCUACAUCUUUGAGUGUGCCUCCUGCAUCACGUCCUACACCCACCGAGACUAUAUGGUGUCCAGCCCAUCGCUGAUCACCCAGCAGAUGCUGACCUUCUAUGGCACAGACUCAGCUCAGGGCCGGGAGCUGACCCGCCUAUGGGACCGCAUCAUGAUGGAGCAACAGUGCUGCGGCACAUCUGGCCCCAUGGACUGGGUGAACUUCACAUCGGCCUUCCGGGCGGCCACCCCGGAGGUGGUGUCCCCCUGGCCACCGCUGUGCUGUCGCAGGACGGGCAACUUCAUCCCCCUCAGUGAAGAAGGCUGCCGCCUGGGCCAUCUGGACUACCUGUUCACCAAGGGCUGCUUCGAGCACAUUGGCCAUGCCAUCGACAGCUACACGUGGGGCAUCUCGUGGUUUGGGUUUGCCAUCCUGAUGUGGACGCUCCCAGUGAUGCUGCUGGCCAUGUAUUUCUACACCACGCUGUGAGGAACAAGAGAAGGCCAAAGGCACACCUCAGCCUCCUCUCCACCCCCUUAUUUGCCCGGAGGCCUUGGGGGCCCUCACCUCUCCCUGUCCCAUCUCCCUCACCCUUCCCUCCUUCCAAGUCACAUUUCUUUGACCAGGUUUCUGAGCUCUCUUGGGACAUGGGGGUGUCCUGAAACCCUU